Messenger RNA from Exophiala dermatitidis NIH/UT8656, 1359 nucleotides. RefSeq lists its product as uncharacterized. The coding region runs from base 566 to 1129 and encodes 187 amino acids. The transcript is spliced from 2 exons. Lineage: Eukaryota; Fungi; Ascomycota; Eurotiomycetes; Chaetothyriales; Herpotrichiellaceae. The record is from RefSeq and is a predicted model, not a curated record.
GAAGAACAGGGAUGUCUGUUUUGCAUAACGCACUUGGUCCUACAGCAAGUAGACACAUAUGUACUAUACGUUGGCAUGGGGCUUGUGAAUAACAUUGUAUAGUGAAGAGAGAGGCACCGACGAGCGAAACGAAACGGCCAUUGUUCUCAGAGAAUACCAUCGAGCUAGGUAGGCUCUGCUUGUACAAUUGCAACGAAGCCUAGAUAUGCGUGGUACUACCAGAUCGUGUUGUAACCUUCGUACAUAAGGUAUGGGCACGAAUAAGUAUCAAGUCUAAUCAAAGGGGAAAGGAAUUCAUCAUACACCACAGUUAAAGUUGAAAUGCUUCCAGUCGUUCAGUCAACACACUCUGCAAGUAUUGACGUCAUAUCUUGGAGAAAGGGACCUCUGGUUUCCGUUUUGGAACAUUUUCGAGGACCACCACUGCACGACACUGCACUGGAGCAUGUGGGUUUCCCAUAGUAUUUCGACAAACCUCCGCUCUUAUCGUCUCAACUACCACCGCGCUUAACGACGGACAAGGUGCAAGAAGCUGGAUCAGUGGACAAAGAGUCGAUUGGAAUUGAUGAAGGUCUAUAACGGCAUCCGCAGCCUUACACGCAACUUCAGCCUCCUCCAGGGCCUCAAGGCCCGAGUGCUCGAAACACCAUUAUUCGGCACGCCAGGAAAGACGCACCCGCUGCCGAAGGUCCCAAAAGAAGAGAAGAUGACUCCUCCCUUGAACGUGUUCAGACAGCCUCUUGCCUUCUUCUCGAAUCGACCUGUCACCGGGUUCCACCGAGACGGUUACUGCCGGACGGGCCCCGCGGAUUUCGGCAACCAUGCAGUAGCUGGCGUGGUGACAGAUGAGUUUCUCGACUUCUCGGCUUCGCAGGGCAACGAUCUUCGGGUCGUGGGAUUACAGGGCGGCUGCAAAUGGUGUCUCUGCACAUCACGGUGGCUGGAAGCUGUGCAAGCGUAUCGAGACGGCCGGAUCAGCAGGAAUGGUGUGCCAAAGGUGCAUCUGGAGGCGACGGAGGACAGUGCGCUGCGAAGAGUCGAUCUCGACACGCUUCGCGAAUUUGCGGCACGACCAGAGCCAAACGGAGUGAAUGGAGUGAACGGCGUCAACGGCGUAAAUGGUCAUUGAGAAAACUAUCUGAGGACUAAAGCAAAAAAACAUAACCGUGGGUACCAGUAUCCAAUUUUGCAUUGCGCACCCAAACACGUUAGCAGUAUCCCAUAACUUUGGAUUUUUGAGACCGUAUACACAUACCUUAAAAAAAGUCAAAGGAUGCGCCGCCCUCCAGAGUAAUCGGAAUCGAAUGGAAACCUUCCCGAUUCCCUACACUGUAGGGAAAAGGGUGAGAUCCCGCUGCG